Cylindrotheca closterium is the source of this 315-nucleotide messenger RNA. The record is from the annotation of a GenBank genome assembly. Lineage: Eukaryota; Bacillariophyta; Bacillariophyceae; Bacillariales; Bacillariaceae.
AUGGGAUUCCGGUCGUUCCGUGGAUGCAAGUCUCUUGCAAACCUUGCGCUUCCGCAAGAAUCCAAAGCCAUAUUGGAUCCUUUUGAUGGCUGUGCUCUAUUGAAAGAUCGCUUUGGGGCAGGACCAGAUGCUAUUAUCGCCGGUUUGACAAAGGACGAGGAGUUUCCACUUGAGGAUGAGGCCGGAAUGACCCCAUUCCAUGUCCUCCUUUCGACUAUCCGACCAAGACGAGAUCUGCUCCAAGUCCUUGUAGACAAGUUUCCAUACCAGGUUCUCCGCUGGAAAGACGCCAACGAUAAACUGGCAACAGUUUAA